CCCUCCCCCCACCCUCGCUGCUGACGUCUGGCUCUGCCCGUCUGAAAACUCCGCGCCGCGGCGGAUGCGGCGGCUUUCAGGGGCUCGGCAGCGGCAGCCGCGGCGAAGAUGGUGGCGGCUCCGUGCGCUCGCAGGCUGGCCCGGCGCUCGCACUCGGCGCUCAUCGCGGCGCUCACCGUGCUGCUCCUGCAGACCCUGGUGGUGUGGAAUUUCAGCAGCCUGGACUCCGGCGAGGAGCAGCGGGCCGGCGGCGGCCGGGAGAAGCGGGACCGGGGCGGCGGCGCCGGUGAGAGCAGCGACCACCGGGCGCAUCAGCACCGCAGAGGACCUGCUGCAUUCCACAGCAAGGCGCUGGACCAGCCACCCCGUCCCUACACCGGCUUGGAGACCCAGGAUGGUUAUUUUUCCCACCGGCCAAAAGAGAAAAUGCGAACAGACAGCAAUAAUGAAAACUCUGUACCCAAGGACUUUGAAAAUAUUGAUAACAGUAACUUUGCUCCCAGGACUCAGAGGCAAAAAUACCAGCCUGAACUGGCGAAGAAGCCUCUUAGCAAGCAGAAGGAGCACUUGAAAAAGAAACUGGAGCAAGAAGGAAAGGUGAAGGAGAACUCACUCCUGGGGAAGACCUCCAAUGAAGUGCUUCAGUUCAGCCAUCAUGAUGUAAAGAAUAGCAGCAGCAAUUUGAAGGAGAUUCACAGGUCUCCCAGACAGCCUCCUUUAAAAAGGAGUGGGAACAGCUCCCCUGAAAUAAGAUACGACCAGCCACCAAAAUGUGAAAUAUCGGGCAAGGAGGCACUUUCAGCUCUGUCUCGGUCCAAAUCCAAGCACUGUCGGCGGGAGAUUGCAGAGAUAUACUGUCAACACAAGCAAGGAAAGCUGAUGCCUGAGAACGUGAUGCGUCUGUGUCCCCUGGAUGGAAAAGCCAACAACAAUGUACUAUGGGAUGAGGACUCCGUAGAAUACAUGCCUGCCAACCCAGUCAGGAUCGCAUUUGUCUUGGUUGUUCAUGGCAGAGCUUCUCGGCAGCUCCAACGCAUGUUUAAGGCUAUUUACCAUAAAGACCAUUUCUAUUACAUUCAUGUUGACAAGCGAUCCAAUUACCUACACCGGAAAGUGCUCCAGUUUGCUAGCCAGUAUCCGAAUGUGAGAGUCACCCCUUGGCGAAUGGCAACUAUCUGGGGAGGAGCAAGUCUUCUGUCCACCUAUCUACAGAGUAUGAGGGAUUUAAUUGAGAUGAAUGACUGGUCCUGGGAUUUCUUCAUUAAUCUUAGUGCCGCCGACUAUCCCAUCAGGACAAAUGAUCAGCUAGUAGCAUUCCUGUCCAGGUAUCGCAAUAUGAACUUCUUGAAGUCGCAUGGGAGGGACAAUGCAAGGUUUAUUAGAAAACAAGGUCUGGACAGGCUUUUCCUAGAAUGUGAUACACACAUGUGGCGCCUUGGAGACCGGAAAAUCCCAGAAGGAAUCACUCUGGAUGGAGGAUCAGACUGGUUCCUAUUGAACAGGAAGUUUGUGGAGUAUGUCAUCUUUUCCAGUGAUGAUCUGGUGACAAAGAUGAAGAGGUUCUAUUCGUAUACUUUGCUUCCCGCUGAGUCCUUCUUUCAUACUGUCCUGGAAAAUAGCCCUCACUGUGACUCCAUGGUGGACAACAAUUUGCGUAUCACUAACUGGAACCGUAAACUGGGCUGCAAAUGUCAGUACAAGCACAUUGUUGAUUGGUGUGGCUGCUCUCCUAAUGAUUUCAAACCAGCAGACUUCCACAGAUUUCAGCAAACCGCCAGGCCAACGUUCUUUGCCCGCAAAUUUGAAGCCGUGGUGAAUCAAGAAAUCAUCGGCCAGUUGGACUAUUAUUUGUAUGGUAACUACCCAUCUGGCACGCCAGGCCUCAGGUCGUACUGGGAGAAUAUAUAUGAUGAGCCCGACGGCAUCCAUAGCCUCAGUGAUGUCAUUCUGACCAUGUAUCACUCAUUUUCCCGCUUGGGCCUAAGGAGAGCUGAGACGUCAUUGCACGCUGAUGGAGACAACAGCUGCCGGUACUAUCCCAUGGGCCAUCCAGUUUCAGUCCAACUCUACUUCCUCGCUGAUCGUUUUCAGGGCUUCCUAAUCAAACAUCAUGCAACAAAUCUGGCUGUCAGUAAACUAGAGACUUUGGAAACUUGGGUGAUGCCAAAGAAAAUGUUUAAGAUUGCUAGUCCACCAAGUGAUUUUGGAAGGCUGCAGUUUUCAGAGAUUGGCACUGACUGGGAUGCCAAGGAAAGGAUAUUUCGGAACUUUGGAGGACUUAUUGGGCCGAUGGAUGAACCAGUUGGCAUGCAGAAGUGGGGAAAAGGCCCUAAUGUCACAGUCACUGUGAUCUGGGUGGACCCUAUCAAUGUAAUCGCAGCUACAUAUGAUAUCCUUAUUGAAUCUAGUGCAGAAUUUACUCACUACAAACCACCUUUGAAUUUGCCACUGCGGCCUGGAGUCUGGACCAUUAAAAUUCUGCAUCGCUGGGUACCUGUUGCUGAAACCAAAUUCCUUGUUACUCCUCUUACAUUCUCCAACAGGCAACCUAUCAAACAAGAAGACUCCAUGAAGUUGCAUAGUGGGCCUCCUAAGAACGCAUACAUGGAGCAGAGCUUCCAAGGCUUGAAUCCAGUUUUAAAUAUUCCUAUCAAGGCAGCUCAAGUGGACCAGGCAAAAAAAAAUGCAGCACUCGUAGGUACCAAGCUGGAGAACUGGGUGGACACCUUGGUCAGCAGCAUAUGGUCAGCGGUGGAUGUCUGUAGCACAGGUCCAACUUCCUGUCCAGUCAUGCAGGCUUGCAGUCAAACAGCCUGGAGCUCCCUGAGCCCAGACCCUAAGUCAGAGCUGGGUCCCAUUAAACCUGAUGGGCGUUUGAGGUAGCAUCUGGUAUACCCUUCUUUGGCACAGAUUUUAAAAGAGAAUUUAACCUUGCUUAUAUAUGAAUCCGACUUCAGAUUCCAAAACCUCAAUGAAACUUUCUGUUGUCUAUUUCUCAUCUCUAUAUAUAAUUUUUAAAAAUCUGGCAAAAUCUUUGGCAUUGUUUCUCCUUCAGAUCCAUCGGUCUAAGCUUCAGUAGCACUGUGCAUCUCCUCUGUAUCUUUUACAGAGGCACAACCUUACUUCAUUCCCUUUGUAUCUAAAAGGCUCCAACAUUUUCUUGCUCUGAUUAUGAAAUGGUAACAUAGCAUGUCUGAUAUGUUCAGAGGGUAAAAAAGGAGCAGCUGCUAAAAAUAUCUUCUGUCCAAAACACCUAUGUAUAUUUUGAAUAUUUUACAUUUUAAUUAUUUUGCUAACAUAAAUAACCAGAAACUCCAAUAUAUCUUUCAUGUGAAGAAUGAUCUAUAAAAUAUGGUCAAAAUGUUUUACAAGAUGUAAAAAAAUUGGGACACACCCUGACUAUUUGUAUAAUGUUAAGAAAUUCUAGGUUUGAUUCAUCAUUGUGUUAACUCCAGUUUCAGACCAGAGUGCAUCACACUGGCAAAGAAACCAGACUAACAGAGUGGUGAAUUAGGCUUCCUCUCUCUUUUUAGAGGUCAGACAUUCUCAUCUAUUUGAUGAUCUCUGAACAAAAUGAGUGUUAUAAAAUUAUAUAUUUUAUUCCUAUUAUGAUUAGUCAUCAGUCAUCACAAGGGCUGGGCACCACUUGCAGUAUUAAAAACAAGUAUUCUCAUUGCCCAAAGUCCAGAUUCUUGUCCCCAGUGAAAUCUGCAUUUUAAAAAAAUCCACACAGAACACCAUCUGCAUAUAAGCGGAUGUGCAAAUUCCACAUACAUCAGGGGGUUUGUGCAUGCAGCUUGUAUGUGUGGACGCUCAGACCCAGGCUGUGAUACUCACAUGGCAGCAUACCCUUUUUAGCUUGAUUGGGUUAAAUGGGCCAACUCACAGUGUAAGAUUCUACUCUGAGUUAGUCAAAGUGGCAGAAUCUGGCCCUUUAAUUAUUUUGGUUUGAAAGCUUUUCCAUUGAUUUCAGUGGGCGAAAGACUGGGACCUAAUUAUGCAGCAAGCUGAUUCUGCACUAUUUUAAGUAGUGGCUAACGAGUCUAACACUAAUUGCCUCUAUUGGUCCCAGACCUGCCAACAUUCACAAAGAAGGAUAGUUUUGAGAUUGCAUGGUACAUCUGGAAUGUUGUGGUGAGUGGCACCUUGAGUGUAAUGGAGAUUCCUGUCUGAAGCCAUGAAUUGAAUGAAGGAGAGCAAAUGCCAUUCUUCAGAGUGCUUUUAUUUUAUUUAUUUAUUUUUUAUCAACAAGCUCUAAUCUUGCGUGUAUUGACCCUUUUGACUCUUUGGCAGACUGCAUCCUGUUUUAAACAUGGAUGUGAUAUAUCAUUUGAACCUGAGUUUUCAACACUGAAAAAAAUCCAAUUUUAAAUUCUGAGGACUUUUAAAAAAGUUUUUCUUGUAUGCAAAUUCAUCUCCAGCUGAAGCAUUUUGCAUGCAAUGUGCACUUUUAUUUUGUGGUCCCUUGAGUACAAUGUACCCGGAAACUUCAAGGAACCUUGAUGGGUUUAAUUAUAAAAUGCCCUGUUAAUUUAAUAAAGUAAGGCGUCUGUUUUCCCUUCUGUGGCAUGUAUAACUUUCAUUACAGCUAAUGAGAGUUAAGCUCACGCAUCAGGGGGGAAAUAGGCCCUUAAAUCUUUUCAUAACCACAUAUCACAAAAAAAGGUUGAAUUCUCUUUUAAAUAAUGGUUGCAAAAUGACCAUAAAACAGAGAUCUCGAUGGCUUGUUAUAUUUUUCUCCAUUUGGUUUAAAGCUCCUGCAGUUUGCUUUGGACUUGAAAUUGCAAUGUCAGCUGUGCUGGCAUGAAGGCAGAGCAUUUAAAUGUUUAUCUGGAACAAAGGUGGAUACAUAGGAGGAACAGUUUAGAUAUUUAUUUUUUAUGUUUUAGUCAAUGACUAAUUAGUAGGUGCUGCUUUUGCAGCUUGAAGAUUUUAUCUUACUAACUAAAGCUGCCUUUAUUAAGAAAAGGCCUUUUCCUCCUCAGACCUCCUUUUCUUUCUACCUUCUUGAUUUUGACAGUCUGGGAUCUGUAGUUCUAGAAAAGCUUGUAGUUAUUAGAGCUGGUUGGAAAGUUUCUGUCUAAACAAUGUUCCUGUUUUUCAGCUGGCUCUAGUGAUGAGUAUGUUCAGACCAACAUUGUCAACAGGUUUAUAUAAUAGAAACACUUCUCUUUCAGUGCUUUUUUAAAAAUAAUCGUUUUUAUCUAACAUUCCAUUACAAAUGUCAAAUCUCCAGGGGACCACUAAUCUCCACUAUGAAUUUAGGGUUUUAGCCACAUUGACCCAAUGGGAAUUGCAAUGGCUAAAGCCCUGCAGAUCAAGUGGAGAUUAUCACAUUCAGUCAUGGAUUAGGGUAUAAAUAAUAAGAUUCAUCCACUCUGCUAGUCUUUAGAUCAUUCCAGUUAAAUCUGCUGAUGAAUUCAUGAGAUCUGGACUCUUGCGCACAUGCUCACACAGAGAGAUAAACAGGUUUUUAAAUUUGAUACCUUUUUUAUUAUUAAGAAGGAGUGUUUUUUUUAAUGCUUUGUUGGGAAGUUCUCGUUAUUAAAUUUCUCAAAUAGAAGUUGGAAACAUUCCAGUCUCUCUUUUAUGGAUAGAACAGUAGCCACCACUUGUAUCAUUUAAAAUAUAACGGAGUCAAAGGACUUUGUUUUAGUUCCUAUUUCACAAUUUUAAAAAAAAAAUUGUUGCUGACAUAAAUUUUAUGCUAUGUUGUAAACAUCUCAAAAGAAAUAUUUUAUAGUAUUUUAUUUUCUAAAUAACAAAAAGAGUCUAUAUGUAUAAGUACUGUAGCAAGCCGGCAAUGCCAGUGCUGCUAUUAAAAUACUAGAAGUAAAAAUCAAGGGUCAGAUCCCUGCAGUCCUUCUUAGGCAAACUUCUGUGGAUGGAUGAUUCUGAGUACGGUCUUUAGACUCAAGCCCAGCAUAACUGAAAGUCUGACACUGGGCUAUGAGUAAAGUCAGUAUGUGUUUAAAAACAGCAGAGAGUGAGACUCUUCAAGAGCUUCUCAGUUCACAGCAUUAUUUGAGGUGGGUGUCAAGCUUUACACCCAAAUGACCACAUUCUGCCAUAGCUAUUAAUCUGCAGAUGCAGAGGUAUAUAAAAUAUAUUGGACAGUAUGUCAUAAAGUUCUAUAAAUUAUGAAGUGAAAAAUCAUGGCAAGCAAGACAGUUUCCAUUUGCGAACAGAGCCUGCACCAAAAUUAUUGCUAAGGCAGUACUGCUAAGAUCUAGGUGCUGCUCAGUGGCUUUUCUGGUUCUAAAAUAGCAGGCACUUGAUACCUGUGAAUUUAGGGUAUCAAAAUUCACCCUAUUUUGAAUCGGUGAAUUUUGAAUGUCUUGUUAUGUCUUGUUAGAAGAGAAUAACUUCCACAGAUCUUACAUUUGGUAAAAAGGAGAAUUCAAAGCAGGGAGCCACAGUUUAUAUGAAACAAACAAGUUAUACGUGUGUUCAUUUGAAAGUUCUAGUAGUAUUUUCAGAGCAUGCUGGCUAGUGAUAUUUUAUAAGAUUCCAUUUGAAAGCCAGCUGUGACCAUAUGCCUUCCAUGGGAGAAGAGUGUAUUUCCAUAUGCACAUAUGGAGGGGACGGUAUUUCCAUAUGGACUGUGUGGAGUGAUGUGCUCAUUUAAACACCACGCCCCUGCUACUAGAUUAGAUAGACGUGCGACACUUGUACAAUCAACCAGCCUGAUUCAUGCCGGAAAGAAAUGUGGCAAAAUGCAGAACAUCUGCAUACAUUUUUUUAUGAAUUAAAUCCAAAGUCAGUCCUAGUGAUAUGCAGACCUGUUUAUGUGGUGAUAUUAUACCCUAAGGCUAACAGAAAUUAGUUCAAAGGACAGUUUAUUUUCUAGAUGUGGACCAAUUCUUUUUAUUUAUAAAAUUUGACUGGAUAUGGAGUAAUAAUAUUUAUAUAGUAGGUUUCUGAUGUGUGAUAUUUUUAGUAUUAAAAUCACAUCCUCAUUUUUGUUCUAUAUGGAGGGCUGAAGGGACAGAGUAUACUAACAAUUUUCUCAUUGGCAAAUACUACUAUAAGCUAUAUCUCUGUUGCUAAGUCUAGAGAGCUAGGUGUUUACAGUUGGGUAUAACAGAUUAACUUUCCUAGAUACUGGCUUUAACGCAAAAAAUCUUGCAAAUACCGUUGCUUUAAUGAUAUAUUAAUGGCGAUCCUGUAACACCUUCCAAAGGAUCAGCUAAUGUAUAUUCAGCCUCUGGCCAGCUUUUACAAAUCUAAUGGUACCAGUAACAUCACAAUCCCUUUUAUUCACUAUUAUAGGGAAGAGGGCGCUAGAGUCAGUAAUUCAGACAAAUAACUGAGAAAAUCCAAAACCUUCAAAAGGAGGUAAUGCAGGGUAAAGUAAAAACCAAAUCUUAGAAUAAGCGUGAGACAAAACUGGAUUUCUAUAUUGCAACAAAGGGGAAGCUAAACUCCUUCUUGUCUAUUUCACUCUAAGGCUCAGGAGAUCUUGGUUUUGACUUUUCUGAUUAAAAACAAAACCCAGCUUUUUAUUUUGUUUGGACUCUAUGGGGCAACUCUCCAUUGAUUCCAAUGGAGGCUACAGCCCUUACACCAAGGUUGAAUCAGGUCCCGCAGCUGGGAACAGGCUUCCCAGCACAGGUAGACAGACACACACUAGUUCUGCAGUGUGGCUGCAGCAGUUCGGGCUAACCACCCAUGUUCAUAUCCAGGGGGUCAUGCAGGUUUGUACCCAGGUUGCUAGCCCAAGCUGCCACCUGUGCCACCAUGGCCAUGGUGCUAUUAUUAGUGCAGUAGCUCGAGCACAUCCACUCUGGGAAGCAUGCUCCCAGCUGCUCUGUAGACGUGCUCUUAGUUUGAAAUAAAACUGUCAACUUGCCCAUAGCUACAAUGCCGUGCACCCUGACUUCCACAGAUUGCCUCUUACUCUCUGCUUGGAAGUAGCCGUGAGAAUGACUUCUGUCUUUCCCAGAAUUCCAAAGCUUAAAACAAUUGGCCAAACUUUUAUCUUCAGCUGAGUUGAGCUUAUACCAGGGCUGAAUUUGAAUUCCUGCUAAUCAUAAAGUAGCAUUUACCAUCUUGUACAAGUAGGUUAUACUAUGCUGUACAUCUGUAUUGUCAGGAGAAGUCAAGAAAACAAUGAUAUUUCAGCCAUUAACCUUUUGAGUGUUGCAACAUGAAGCCACAUCAGAGUGGCAGUUUUUAAAAACUGGAACAGAAGUCUUUCUGGACCCUCCCCCUUUUUUAUUUAAGAUUUACAGCUUGACCAUUUCAAUGUAUUACUUAGCUCUUAAAACAAAACCCUUUAUGAGUUUAAAUUGUUUGCGUUCUAAGAAUCCUAUUCUUCCCCUCAACCCGCAAAUGGGAAGAGGGGAGAAUACUCCCUCUGAAUGAAAGCAGGCCACUAUACCAUGAAGCCACAGCGCAGCUUUUGUGGCUCUAAUGUAUAUCAAAAAGAGAACACAUCCAUUUGUGGUCACGGGGCAGAACUGUCUUGCCACAGGCUCGGUUGUUUUCAGUGAUUUUAGAUUUAUUAUUAAACAAAAGCUGGCUGUAGAUCAGAGAGUAA
Trachemys scripta elegans is the source of this 8542-nucleotide messenger RNA. It is a transcript of the gene XYLT1, whose product is annotated as xylosyltransferase 1. The coding region runs from base 109 to 2883 and encodes 924 amino acids. Gene Ontology annotation, cellular component: membrane. The transcript is spliced from 12 exons. Gene Ontology annotation, biological process: heparan sulfate proteoglycan biosynthetic process; chondroitin sulfate proteoglycan biosynthetic process. The record is from RefSeq and is a predicted model, not a curated record. Gene Ontology annotation, molecular function: protein xylosyltransferase activity. Lineage: Eukaryota; Metazoa; Chordata; Testudines; Emydidae.